AUGUCAGAUGCAUUAGUGAGCAUCGAAACAUUAACACCAAAAUCGUUAGAAGGUCAAGUUGCAUUAGCACUAAAUAUAUUGAUUCAACAAACACCUGUGACAUUUCAUCAUACACUGAAAUUUAUCAGAGAUGCACUUCGUUCGAAUCAAUUGCAAAAUAUGUUUAUGACAACCUGGGAAAUUGCAUUUACGACAGCUGCAGAAAGUUAUAUUGUAGCAACAAUUCCUCGCUCGUACAAUAAUAAUACAUGUUCAUGUGCAGCAUUAUUUUCACCUUCAUGUUGGAGACCACUCGACUUUGUUUUAAACAACGGAAUAAUAACAAUACCAGAUUUUGUUGGUGGUUGUUUGCCUGUGGACGGAUUGCGUCAGUCAACACUGGAAUGUCUCUUCGAUUCAGCCUGUUUGUUUAUGCUCAGUACAUUGCUGAACAGUUCAAUGGUUCCACCUUCGCUCAAUGCAUCGAUUGUUACUCAAUUACCGUAUUUAACAACAACCAUCGGCUCGAUUAUCGAUGAAUUAUUCGUCGAAGAGUGGAUCAACACAAGCAAUUUUUCCGCCUAUUAUCAAGAAUGUUCUCCCCGUUUAUGCCGUGUGACACUUAACGAAAACAAUAACGUUAUCUAUAUGAUUACAACAUUGUUAGGCUUCUAUAGUGGUCUCACACUUUGCCUUCGAUUUAUCAUUUUACGCAGUUUUUUGGCGUUCAAAACAGUACGAUAUUUCAGACAGAAACGGCGUGAGAACAAAACAAAUGUCGCUUUCCGUAACAAAACUGAUCAAAGUACUGAAAUCUGA
Rotaria sp. Silwood2 is the source of this 798-nucleotide messenger RNA. The record is from the annotation of a GenBank genome assembly. NCBI's taxonomy places the organism in Eukaryota, Metazoa, Rotifera, Eurotatoria, Philodinida, Philodinidae.